UUCUGACAUCUCGACCAUCACAAACCCCGAACAUGAUAGCACGUGCCUAAUUCCAGAGCUUUUGCACUUGUCAUCACCCUCUUUUCAACAUGGCAUCAGUAUUCCACUUAUUCUCAGCUCUUCCAACGGAGCUUAGGCUGCUAAUUUGGAAAGAUGCGAUCCGGCCAGAUCUACCAGCGGCCCAUAUUCUACGCCUGCGUGAUCCUGGUUCCGAUAUCCUAGACCGCCCACGAGACUCGAUCCAUUUCCCCCGACUCCACAAAGUACACCCAUUGCUUUCACAGCCGGGUGAUUGUGCAGCUAUUCCAUUGUUGAAUAAGUAUAUCGACGGCAUCGGCAAUGAUAGCUAUUCCAACAUAUCGGCAUACUUAAUCGACGCCGGCUUGUGGACAGCUUACCAUGAAUCAAGACUCAGGAUGCAGAAAACCUUUUUGUUUGACCCACGGCGCUACAGGUCCUGGACGUGGACGGGGUAUUAUAUCUCUGGUGGUGCUCCAUUAUAUAUCACAAUCCGUUACAACGAAGACCUAGUUAUCAUACAGCCCGAUAAGUUCGACCUCGAAUGCUUGGAUGGUGAAAGGCUGAGCCUCUUGUAUAGCUUAAAAAACAUCGGCAUCGAGUACAGACCGGAAUGGGGGAUUGAGCUAAACGAACAAGACGAAGGAGGCGAUGAUGCCCUUGCAUACUGGAACGUUUUUGACUUCGUUGGUGGUAGGAUCAGUGGACUAACCGUUUGGUUGAUCGACCAUAACCUAAGACGCAAGAUGGACGCCCCCCCUUAUGUGGAAAAGCGCAUUAGAUUGGCUCACGAAACUGACAAUAUUUCUUUCUAUGCGGCCGAUAGGAAGUUCUCCAGCAUUGGACUUGAGAGCAAGGACGAGGAGUGCCUGGAUCAUUGGGAAUACAUCAACCCCGUUACAGAUGGAGAUUAUGGCAAGUUCUCAUUAUACUUCGCAGAUCGAUUGUAUGAGUUGUACAAGGACAGAUUGGAUGAGAAUGAGGGCCACGCACCACGUUUUGGGUUUCUUGGGUGGGAUGGCCUUUGACUUUCGGUUACGUGCUUGCACAGCUAGAAUCGACACAUCAACAUGUCUAAUUUGCCAAAUCAGAUUACAUCGUCACUGGUUUCAAACCACCCGAGCAUAAACAUUUGCUGUGACUAGUAAUUAUCCUCAGUCCAUACAAACUUAUAACCACCCACACAGAUCGAACGACACACAACUUGUC
This is a messenger RNA of Fusarium verticillioides 7600, 1227 nucleotides long. RefSeq lists its product as hypothetical. The coding region runs from base 90 to 1046 and encodes 318 amino acids. The record is from RefSeq and is a predicted model, not a curated record. NCBI's taxonomy places the organism in Eukaryota, Fungi, Ascomycota, Sordariomycetes, Hypocreales, Nectriaceae. The transcript has a single exon.